CCCAAAAAUUCCCCUACCCUCAGCCCCCAAUUUCCCCAAACAGGUACCUUUAGAUUUUUAUCUCUUUUUCUUUUCUACUCCUAGCUAUUUCUUCCUAUUUUCCUAUUUCGCUCCUCUUUGAGCUCGAUCGGCAGAUUCCCAAACGAGGUGUUCAUAUUUAGUUUCAAUUCCGCCACCCUAAUCGGCAAUCGGAAACUCGUUCCAUCUUCUUUUCUCUGUCGAUUGUGUUCUCUGGUGAGCAAAUUAGGGUUUGUUUUGUACGCUGAUUCAGGUUCUUUUUUUUUUUUUGUAUCGUUACGAUUUAUUCUCUUUCCACAUUCUUUUGAAAACCCUAGCUUCUUAGGUUUUCCUAUUCUGCCAAAUAUUCAUUGAUUCUUAUUAUUUUGUAUAGUAAAAAUAUCGAAAAAUUAAGGUGUCGUUUCACUGAUUGAUUCUACUGUAUUAUUCGGAUUCUCUUAGGGUUCCUUACAAGAAGCUCUGUGAGAUUUUAGGUGCGUUGUUUUUAGUUUACCAUCCUAAAUUGAGGGUUUUCUUGUCGAAUCUAAUAAACUUCGCAUCACAGUAUUGCACACCAAAAAAGAGAGAAAAGAAAAAAAAAACCAGAAAAAGAGAAAAGAGAAAAGAGAGGGUCUUCCUUUUAGCUGUCUUUAGAGUUAAUUUGAACCAUACAUGGCGUUAAAUUUUUCGCAUCGGCCCAUAUUUCCGGCGCAUAUAUCUGAGGAUAAUUUGAUAUCGCCGAUGAGAAUUGUUAAUGGGUAUCUAGUGGAGGGUGUUCCAGAGAAGAAAGUGGAGAAUUUUGCUCGGUCCCGAGAGGGUUUUGAUUAUGAUUAUGGGGGGAAAAGUGUAGAGAAGAGUGAUUUGUCGGAGUCGGUAGGGGAGGACAUCGUUGACCGUCUCCCUGCUGAUCCAUUCGGGAUGGAUAUAAGCACCACUAUCACAGCCAUUACUGGAUGGCUUGAGGAUUUGGAAGUUGAUUAUGGAGGAUGUAGGAGAAACCGUGUUGGUCCCAGUAAUGAGGACUAUGGUUUGUUUGCGGAUUUGAAUUUUAUCUGGAGUGAUGCUAUGAGGUUCCAAUCAUUCCCUGGUUGUCACGUUCGGUCUGAUGACAAAAUGAAUAAAGGUGAUCCGGUGAAUUGGUUUGUUGGGGAGAGAGAUAUGAGGGACGCCUUGGCCCAUGUUGGUCUUGGCUCAGCUUGCAAUGUGGGGGACACUGCAGGCUUCAAUAAUGUAGGUUCAGGCAGUUUUCUGCCGCAGACGAUGGCAGGAACAGAUUGUUCGACGUCCUGCUCUGCUGAAAAUGAAGGUGCCCCUCAUGAGGCUUUAUCUUUUGCUCUUGGUUACCUUGGAGUGAAGGAUCUUUUGACUGUAGAAAGUGUUUGUAGGUCCUUGCGACUUACUGUCAAAAAUGAUCCUUUGUUAUGGAGGAGCAUUCAUAUUGAAAAACCAUUGAAUGAGAUCAGUGACGAUGCCCUCUUGCGAUUGACUAGCAGGGCUCAAGGUAACUUACAAUGCUUGAGUUUGUUAGAGUGCACCCGUAUCACAGAUGACGGUUUGAGAAGGGUACUCGAUUCUAAUCCACUUUUGACAAAGCUAUUUGUUCCUGCAUGUACAAGACUCAGUAUUGAGGGCGUUGUAAAUAUGUUGAAGUCCUUUAACUUUAAAAGAGGUAAAAUGGGUAUAAAGCACCUGAGAAUUGGCGGCCUUUAUGGAGUGACUCAUGAACAUGUUGAAGAACUCAGGUUUCUGCUAGGUGCAGAUAGCCAGAAGCAGCAAAAUAAUGUUUACAAACCCCAUUUCUUUUCUCGGAGGAAUAUUUAUCGUUUAUCUGAUGACAAUCGGGCUAUUGAUGUUCAAAUAUGCCCUAGAUGUGGAAAAAUGAGAAUGGUCUAUGAUUGUCCUGCAGAGGGUUGUCAAGUGAAAGAUCAAGCUACUCAAGAAUGUAGGGCCUGCUCACUGUGCAUCUUACGCUGCAGUCAAUGUGGCAGAUGUAUAAAUAACACUGAAUAUGAGGAAACUUUUUGUUUGGAAUUGCUUUGCUCUGAUUGCUUUAGGCAGCCUUUGAAGUGCGAAGAUGAGCAGGAGGGAGGAGGGGCUGGUUCCUGUGACGGAGAACAAAGUUUGUCCGCUGAGGAGUAGACCUAUGUGCUAUCUACGUGUUUAAACCGCUGAGGAGUAAAUCUAUGUGCUAUCUACUUGUUUAAUUGGGCUUUUUCUGAGAAAGAAUAUUAAUUGACUGCUAUCAGUUUGUGUAACACUUGCCGAACCAGUUGAACUGGUACGUUUGUUGGACUGUUUUCAGCAAAAUAACAUACUUCACUCAUUGUUUAAAUUUCACUUGAAUGUUUAGUGCUUUGGAUGAA
Messenger RNA from Nicotiana tabacum (common tobacco), 2360 nucleotides. RefSeq names its product F-box protein SKIP14. Gene Ontology annotation, cellular component: cytoplasm. NCBI's taxonomy places the organism in Eukaryota, Viridiplantae, Streptophyta, Magnoliopsida, Solanales, Solanaceae. The record is from RefSeq and is a predicted model, not a curated record. Gene Ontology annotation, molecular function: protein binding.